Molecule: messenger RNA, 2280 nt
Organism: Tupaia belangeri chinensis (Chinese tree shrew)
Lineage: Eukaryota; Metazoa; Chordata; Mammalia; Scandentia; Tupaiidae
Gene: PGM1
Product: phosphoglucomutase 1
Biological process (GO): carbohydrate metabolic process
Cellular component (GO): cytosol
Molecular function (GO): phosphoglucomutase activity; magnesium ion binding
Source: RefSeq, a predicted model, not a curated record
CUCCACCCAUUUCACGGGCGGCCUGGUCAUGGGCGCUCGCCUUUCCCCUCCUGGCCUGACCUGCAGGGAGGUGGGCUGGCAGCGGAGGGAGGGCCCUGUCCCCUGUCCCUUUAAGGAGGAGGGCCGAGCGCGUCCGAGACAGCCGGCAUAGCCCCCACCCGCCCGUGCCCUCACCCCAGAGCAGCAGCCGCCCUCGGUUAGCAGUGUCCGCUCCGGCCCAGGCAGCAAGUUGCCACCAUGGUGAAGAUCGUGACGGUUAAGACACAGGCAUCGGUCGCUUGGUUAUUGGACAGAAUGGAAUCCUCUCCACCCCAGCUGUAUCCUGCAUCAUUAGAAAAAUCAAAGCCAUUGGUGGGAUUAUUCUGACAGCCAGCCAUAAUCCAGGAGGCCCCAAUGGAGAUUUUGGAAUCAAAUUUAAUAUUUCUAAUGGAGGUCCUGCUCCAGAAGCUAUAACUGAUAAAAUUUUUCAAAUCAGCAAGACAAUCGAAGAAUAUGCAAUUUGCCCUGACCUGAAAGUAGACCUUGGUGUUCUGGGAAAGCAGCAGUUUGACCUGGAAAACAAGUUCAAACCCUUCACAGUGGAAAUAGUCGAUUCGGUGGAAGCUUACGCUACGAUGCUGAGAAACAUCUUUGAUUUCAAUGCACUGAAAGAACUACUUUCUGGUCCAAACCGAUUGAAGAUCCGUAUAGAUGCCAUGCAUGGAGUUGUGGGCCCAUAUGUAAAGAAGAUCCUCUGUGAAGAACUCGGUGCCCCUGCAAACUCAGCAGUCAACUGUGUUCCCCUGGAGGACUUCGGAGGCCACCACCCUGACCCCAACCUCACUUACGCAGCUGACCUGGUGGAGACCAUGAAAUCUGGAGAGCAUGAUUUCGGAGCUGCCUUUGAUGGCGAUGGGGAUCGAAACAUGAUUCUGGGCAAGCAUGGGUUCUUCGUAAACCCUUCAGACUCUGUGGCUGUCAUUGCUGCCAACAUCUUCAGCAUUCCGUAUUUCCAGCAAACCGGGGUCCGCGGCUUUGCACGCAGCAUGCCUACAAGUGGUGCCUUGGACCGGGUGGCUAAUGCUACAAAGAUCGCUUUGUAUGAGACCCCAACUGGCUGGAAGUUUUUUGGGAAUUUGAUGGAUGCAAGCAAACUGUCCCUUUGUGGGGAGGAGAGCUUCGGGACUGGUUCUGACCACAUCCGAGAAAAAGACGGUUUGUGGGCUGUCCUCGCCUGGCUCUCCAUUCUAGCCACCCGCAAACAGAGCGUGGAGGACAUCCUCAAAGAUCACUGGCAAAAGUAUGGUCGAAAUUUCUUCACCAGGUAUGAUUAUGAGGAGGUGGAGGCUGAGGGUGCGAACAAAAUGAUGAAGGACCUGGAGGCCAUGAUGUUUGAUCGCUCCUUUGUGGGGAAACAGUUCUCCGUGAGUGACAAAGUUUACACCGUGGAGAAGGCCGAUAACUUCGAAUACAGUGACCCAGUGGACGGAAGCAUUUCAAGAAAUCAGGGCUUACGGCUCAUUUUUGCAGAUGGUUCUCGUAUCAUCUUCCGACUGAGUGGCACCGGGAGUGCAGGAGCCACCAUUAGACUCUACAUCGAUAGCUACGAGAAGGACAUCAGCAAGAUCAACCAGGACCCCCAGGUCAUGUUGGCCCCUCUUAUUUCCAUCGCUCUGAAGGUGUCCCAGCUCCAGGAAAGGACAGGACGCACCGCACCCACUGUUAUCACCUAAGAAGACAGGCAGAUCGCUGUACGUCCCUCCACCCCAGGACCGCCCAGUUCAGCUCAUUGAAGAGCAUGGACAGAAGCUAUUUGCCCAGGCUUUUAGGAUUUGUUUUUUUUCCCUAACGAGUUGCUGAUGAACGGUAUAUUUGCAAGGCACUGCCAAUUGAGAUGUUCUUGGGAGCCUGUGCAGGAAGGAGGGAGGGAGGACCCAGGGCGGAUGCUAAUGUCAGUUCCUUCUUGUGCCCUUCUGGGCUGCUGCGGUGUGGGUGUUCGUCUCCACAUCAGGUCCUGUUUACAGUACGUGGUAAGUGGAGGUUACGCACGAGCAACGGAGGCCAUUUUUCAUCGUUAAAAUGUGCCAAUGAAAUGACAGUGCGAGUUCCUUUAUCCCUGGUGAAUUUCCUCCCCAUUUACUGUUUACAUGUAAUCAAACAAAAUGCAAUUUCUGGUGCCUUCUUCCCAGUCAGUUCUUUCCUCAGAGUGAGGCGUACUUGUCUACAGAUUUUCUGCCUUGUUUUGCAACAUAGUCCCACGCACACAGCUAUUUUGGGAAAUUAAAGCAAAAUAACCUACUA